Molecule: messenger RNA, 1481 nt
Organism: Quercus lobata
Lineage: Eukaryota; Viridiplantae; Streptophyta; Magnoliopsida; Fagales; Fagaceae
Product: F-box protein At4g35733-like
Exons: 1
Coding region: 100-1206 (368 amino acids)
Molecular function (GO): protein binding
Source: RefSeq, a predicted model, not a curated record
UAAACCCAAAUUCCUAAAUUCCUAUAUCUGUAUUCUCACUGUAUUCUCCACAAAACACCAAUCAGCUGCAAAAGUCAAGUCAACCAAGAAACGCAAGACAUGAGUGAGAGUUUGGAAUGCUCGGAACUUCCCGAGGAACUGUUACUACCGAUCGGCAAAGGCCUCGACACCCGCAUCGAAAUUCUCCGAUUCCGCGGUGUCUGUAAAUCAUGGCGCUCGGCUAUUUCUUGCUCCGACUUCAUCCCUCGCUUCCCUCUCAAUUUUCCCAACCCUUCUGCUCCGCCACUGCGGAGGCUAAGCCAAAGGCUAGCCUGGCUAGCUCUAUUUCCUGAUGAAGCUGACCAUCUUCACCCGCAAACCAUAUGCCUUCUCCACGAAACCAUUCUCUAUCGUCUAACUCCCUCAGCUUCUUCGGAAAAGGGAUGGUUGAUCAAGAUUGAAGAUUGCAAAUGCAAAAUGCAUCUUUUAGACCCACAUCGACAAAGGUACGAAUCCGAUUCCGAUUCCCCCAAUAUUUUGCCCAACAACUUUGUUUUACUGGACUAUGAUACUGUCGAAUUAUCUAGAGCUUAUACCCUUGAAAUUCAAAGCCUCAUUCCAGCUGCGCGAGUUAAUAAAGUUGUGAUGUUCAACGACUGUCAUGUUUUUGUUGUCCAUAGUGACGGUAAAUUAGGCCACGCAAAAUGUGGGGAUGAGAGUUUGACCUGUUUAGGUGAAAAGGAUAUGGAGUUCGAUGAUGUUAUUGUGUAUGAGGGCCAAGUCUAUGUGGUUGAUCGAUUCGGAAUAGGUUGGUGGAUCAGAAUCAAUGAUUCGACAUUGGAUUUGGUUGAAGUCUGGAAUCCUUGUGGGUCAGAUUCUCUGAAGACACAGAAGCAUUUCGUGGAGUCGGAUGGAACGAUCUAUAUUGUUGAUAGACACCUUGAUAGGGAAUGGAGAGGCGGUCAUUAUGCCUGUGUGGUUGGUUUCAAAGUGUAUAAGAAGAAUGAAUGGGGUGAAUGGGUUUUGGAGGAAAGCUUGGGGGAUCGAGCUUUUAUUCUACGCAGUGAUUGUUCGCUCUCUGUUUCGACUGGAGAAUUUUUCGGAUACGAGGCGAAUUGCAUUUACUUCACUCAGCAAAAACGAAUUCAUGUUUUCAAAUUAGAGAAUAACAGCAUCACCAGUGCAGAUUUGAAUGGGGACAAAGUUUACAUCCAAACCGCUUCGUAAGGAAAUUCCUCCAACCCAUUAUUUGGAUUUUGGCAAUUGUUAAAACCAUUCAUGUUGUAUAAGUUUUAAUGAAUCUUACUGUUGGAGCGUUUUUCUUCACUUGUAUUUUCACUAGAAUGGAACCCUAUGAACUAUCUUGUGGUGUGUUUGGUUUUAUUGUAAAAUUCCUUCCUCAUAUGUUUCCUAUAGUAGUUAUUGGUGGUUUUGUAUGAUUACAUACUCAGUUCUAUCAUCCAUGUUGAAUAGAAGGAAGAUUAAAGCAUGAUUAUGAACUA